Messenger RNA from Danio rerio (zebrafish), 1666 nucleotides. It is a transcript of the gene fads2, whose product is annotated as fatty acid desaturase 2. The record is from RefSeq and is marked provisional. Gene Ontology annotation, biological process: unsaturated fatty acid biosynthetic process; lipid metabolic process. Gene Ontology annotation, cellular component: endoplasmic reticulum membrane; membrane. NCBI's taxonomy places the organism in Eukaryota, Metazoa, Chordata, Actinopteri, Cypriniformes, Danionidae. Gene Ontology annotation, molecular function: acyl-CoA (8-3)-desaturase activity; acyl-CoA 6-desaturase activity; oxidoreductase activity.
CUCUUUCUCAUCACACACAACAGUACUGUAUGAGUGUGUGAUCAAAGUGCCUGCUGAGACGUGAUACGCGAGCAGCACUGUUCAGAGAUCAGCGAUGGGUGGCGGAGGACAGCAGACAGACCGAAUCACCGACACCAACGGCAGAUUCAGCAGCUACACCUGGGAGGAGGUGCAGAAACACACCAAACAUGGAGAUCAGUGGGUGGUGGUGGAGAGGAAGGUUUAUAACGUCAGCCAGUGGGUGAAGAGACACCCCGGAGGACUGAGGAUCCUCGGACACUAUGCUGGAGAAGACGCCACGGAGGCGUUCACUGCGUUUCAUCCAAACCUUCAGCUGGUGAGGAAAUACCUGAAGCCGCUGCUAAUCGGAGAGCUGGAGGCGUCUGAACCCAGUCAGGACCGGCAGAAAAACGCUGCUCUCGUGGAGGAUUUCCGAGCCCUGCGUGAGCGUCUGGAGGCUGAAGGCUGUUUUAAAACGCAGCCGCUGUUUUUCGCUCUGCAUUUGGGCCACAUUCUGCUCCUGGAGGCCAUCGCUUUCAUGAUGGUGUGGUAUUUCGGCACCGGUUGGAUCAACACGCUCAUCGUCGCUGUUAUUCUGGCUACUGCACAGUCACAAGCUGGAUGGUUGCAGCAUGACUUCGGUCAUCUGUCCGUGUUUAAAACCUCUGGAAUGAAUCAUUUGGUGCACAAAUUUGUCAUCGGACACCUGAAGGGAGCGUCUGCGGGCUGGUGGAACCAUCGGCACUUCCAGCAUCACGCUAAACCCAACAUCUUCAAGAAGGACCCGGACGUCAACAUGCUGAACGCCUUUGUGGUGGGAAACGUGCAGCCCGUGGAGUAUGGCGUUAAGAAGAUCAAGCAUCUGCCCUACAACCAUCAGCACAAGUACUUCUUCUUCAUUGGUCCUCCCCUGCUCAUCCCAGUGUAUUUCCAGUUCCAAAUCUUUCACAAUAUGAUCAGUCAUGGCAUGUGGGUGGACCUGCUGUGGUGUAUCAGCUACUACGUCCGAUACUUCCUUUGUUACACGCAGUUCUACGGCGUCUUUUGGGCUAUUAUCCUCUUUAAUUUCGUCAGGUUUAUGGAGAGCCACUGGUUUGUUUGGGUCACACAGAUGAGCCACAUCCCCAUGAACAUUGACUAUGAGAAAAAUCAGGACUGGCUCAGCAUGCAGCUGGUCGCGACCUGUAACAUCGAGCAGUCUGCCUUCAACGACUGGUUCAGCGGACACCUCAACUUCCAGAUCGAGCAUCAUCUCUUUCCCACAAUGCCUCGGCACAACUACUGGCGCGCCGCUCCACGGGUGCGAGCGUUGUGUGAGAAAUACGGAGUCAAAUACCAAGAGAAGACCUUGUACGGAGCAUUUGCGGAUAUCAUUAGGUCUUUGGAGAAAUCUGGCGAGCUCUGGCUGGAUGCGUAUCUCAACAAAUAAAGCAUGACUUCUCCCUAAAUAGAAAAAAAGCGGAGCCGAAUCCUCCAAUCAGAGCGAGCCUUCACAGACUAGACAUCAGGAAGAAUCGCAACUAAACCCCCAGUCAAUCAGUUCAGUAAAAUGACGCGUAGCACUUUGUUUUUUGAUAUCUGCAAGAUAAUUGUGGCACUUUGAAUGCGUUUUAAAGAGACGGCUCAAAGAUGUGUGUCUCGCUCCUAAUAAAGGAAAAAUCUGAAA